Molecule: messenger RNA, 3012 nt
Organism: Solenopsis invicta (red fire ant)
Lineage: Eukaryota; Metazoa; Arthropoda; Insecta; Hymenoptera; Formicidae
Gene: DppIII
Product: dipeptidyl peptidase 3
Exons: 4
Coding region: 204-2375 (723 amino acids)
Biological process (GO): proteolysis
Cellular component (GO): cytoplasm
Molecular function (GO): metalloexopeptidase activity; dipeptidyl-peptidase activity
Source: RefSeq, a predicted model, not a curated record
GCGCACUCGAAAAGCGCCCGUAGUAACAGGCAUAUCUUUGUGAAUUUUGUGAUAACGCUCGAGUUUAUCUUAUUUAUUCAUAUUUAUCUUGAUUCGCUGAUUCGCUCUGCAAUAAAAGCCGCCGGUCAGAGUUGGUCAGAGCUUCCGUCUUCUUCCUGGUCGCUUCUAUCCAGUUGAUUUGCAUACAACGACCGUAUUCGACAAUGAGUGUGGAUACUACUUUGUAUACAUUGCCAAACAAUCAACCUGUCGUCGCGCUGGAAUGCGACACUGCGUUCAAAUUAUUGACAGAGAAAGAAAAGCUGUACUCGCAUUACUUGAGCCAGGCUGCAUGGCAUGGAGGAUUGAUAGUGUUAAUACAGACCUCACCAGAAUCUCCACUGAUAUUCGUGCUGUUACAUAAAAUUUAUCUCACAGAGCCUAUCAAUGAGCUGAAAGAUGCUGCGAUACGUGCCGGUGCUACAGAGGAUGAGUUUACUGCCUUCCUAGUUUAUAGUUGUGGGGUAUUUUCAAAUAUGGGCAACUACAAGUCUAUGGGUGAUACUAAGAUCAUCCCCAAUUUUUCGAAAAAAUCGUUUGAAACAAUAAUGAAAGCCUCGAAGGCUUACAAAAAUAAUUCUAAAGAGAUGCAAGAUAUGUGGGAUAACAUAUCGAAUGCUGUGUACUCUUUAGAUGGAAAAUUGAAAGUACUGGGAUUAGGCGACAAAGGUGUCACAACUUAUUUUUCUGCCAAUUGUACUAAAGAAGAUGCAGAUAGGGUCAACGCGUUUAUGCAACGUAAAGGAUUGGAAUCCUAUAACGCGAGAUGCUUCAAGACAAGUAAUGGCAAUAUCGAUACGUACGAGAUAAAGCUGGCAUCCAUGGAGACAUCAGAUGAUCCUGCAAUAACAAUGUCCGAGGAAACACACGAGAAUGUCAAGUUUAAAAUUACAAGAGGAGAUUAUUGCAAACUCAUGGUGCCUGUCGUGGAAAAUCUCAAGAAAGCCAAGGAGUAUGCGUCCAAUCAGACUGAAAAAGAUAUGCUGGAUAAAUACAUCGAUCAUUUUAGAACAGGCUCUUUGGAUGAUCAUAGAAACGGUUCUCGCCUUUGGAUAAAGGAUAAAGGUCCGACUAUCGAGACUUAUAUCGGCUUCAUCGAAACGUACCGAGAUCCAGCGGGUCAGCGUGGAGAAUUCGAGGGCUUUGUGGCGAUGGUGAACAGACAAAUGUCCGAGAAAUUCGCUACGCUAGUGAGCAGAGCUGAGGAAUUCAUUCCCAAGCUACCAUGGGACAAGGAUUUUGAGAAGGACACGUUCUUGAGGCCGGACUUUACAUCCUUAGACGUUUUAACGUUCGCGGGUUCCGGUAUUCCGUCGGGAAUAAAUAUCCCGAAUUAUGACGAGAUCAGACAGUCUGAAGGCUUUAAGAAUGUAUCGUUAGGUAACGUUAUAUACGCCCAUAUGAAGGAUACUCAAGCGAUUCCGUUUCUAUCCGAAGCCGAUCAAGAAUUGAUGCACAAGUACAGAGUCACCAGUUUCGAGGUACAAGUCGGUCUGCACGAGCUUCUCGGUCACGGUACUGGUAAAUUGUUCAAGCAAACGGAGCCAGAUACCUACAACUUUGACCGUGACAACGUGAAGAAUCCUCUUACCGGUGGUAAAAUAGACAAAUUCUUUUUGAAAGGGGAGACUUACGAUUCUAAGUUUGGCCCCCUAGGAUCCUCAUACGAGGAGUGCAGGGCAGAGGCAGUCGGUCUCUACUUGAGCUUAGAAAAAGAGGUACUGAAAAUAUUUGGUUACGAGGGACAGGAAGCGGAGGAUAUAACAUACGUGAACUGGUUGUCUCUGCUGUGGGGUGCUUUUGCAAAGACUUUCGAGAUGUAUCAGCCAGCCACGCAAACAUGGUCCCAGGCUCACUGUCAAGCGCGUUAUAUCUUGCUCAGAGUGUGCCUAGAGGCAGGUCAGGACUUUGUCAACGUCGUCGAAACGGAGGAGGGAAAGAACCUCCUCAUGACUGUCGAUCGAAGCAAGAUCUUUACGGUCGGCAAGAAGGCCAUCGGAGAUUUUCUCCUGAAGUUGCAAGUUUACAAGAGUAUGGGAGACGUCGAGUCGGCUACGAAAAUGUAUAACAAAUACAGCGAGGUGCCUGAAAGCGGACCGCAUCCGUUUGGUCGUUGGAGAGAUCUGAUAUUGUCUCGCAAGGAACCAAGGAAGAUCUUCGUUCAAUCGAAUACAUUUGUCGAUGAUUCUAAUAACGUGACACUGAAAAAUUAUGAGUCGACAUUCACGGGACUUAUUCAGUCGUGGAUAGAAAGAUUCCCAAGCGCAGACGUAUCUCAAGCGCUGAUAGAACUCUGGAACAAAGACAAACAUCAUUUUGUGUCGGCAAAUCGUUAAUCUGAAAAAGUGUUCAUCUGUUUGAUGGCUCUGUAAAAAUCCUAUGUAACUUUCUCGUGUCCGGCUAUUUACGUAUACCUAGAACGACGAAUGUUACAUAUCGGAAAUUAUUACUUUUAUACACUUUAUUACACGAAGUAGUAAUUAUACGAAGUAACAAUGAUUUGCUAAUUUCAAGGUUGAAUGUGUACAUAUAAUGUGCGAUUUUAACUUUUUUAAGGCCAUAUGGCUGUAUGGAUUAUAACAUAUCGUGGUCCAUAUUUUGAUCUAGCGCGACAUUCAUCGCUAAAUUAUCUGUCUUGUUCGAGACUUACGGACAGCUAAUUUAGUGCUAAAUGUUAGAGACGCAUUUGAGAAUAUUCCGAGCUUGUAUGGAAAACAAAGAUAAUUACGUAAGAUAACUAUGAGUGUGAUUAUUUAAUGCUAAAAAUGCUUUGAAGCAUUUGAUCAAUCAGAAUAAAAAAUUUUACGAGUUGACCAAUUAAAAAAUAUUUCGAAGCAUUUGUAGUGUCAAGUGGAUCGCACUCUAUACGUUAUAUAAGAGUAUACAAUUACUUUAUAAAUACGAGUUGAAGUAUUUGUAAGUCUAACUGUAUUUUUAUUAUUUUGAAUAAUAUAUGAGUAAUCUGUAAUCAGU